ACCCGCGGGGAGCGGCCGAGGCGGGGGAGCGCCCUCCCGGGAGAACAUGGAGGGCCCCUCGGGUUCGGCGCAGGGCAGCGAGUGGCCGCUGCUCACCGUCACGCACGAGCUGAGGAACGCAAAUUUGACAGGCCAUGCAGAGAAAGUUGGCAUUGAGAACUUUGAACUAUUGAAAGUCCUUGGAACUGGGGCAUAUGGAAAAGUGUUCCUAGUAAGGAAAGUAAGCGGCCACGAUGCUGGAAAGCUGUAUGCCAUGAAAGUACUGAAGAAAGCAACAAUAGUUCAAAAAGCCAAGACAACUGAGCACACAAGGACAGAACGACAAGUAUUGGAACACAUUAGGCAGUCACCAUUUUUGGUCACGUUGCAUUAUGCCUUCCAGACAGAUACAAAGCUUCAUCUCAUUUUGGACUAUAUAAAUGGAGGAGAACUGUUCACUCAUCUUUCACAAAGAGAGAGAUUCUCAGAAAAUGAGGUGCAAAUUUACAUUGGGGAAAUUGUUUUGGCACUUGAACAUCUACACAAGUUGGGAAUUAUAUAUCGCGAUAUAAAACUUGAGAAUAUUCUCCUGGAUUCUGAUGGCCACGUGGUGCUGACAGACUUUGGUCUGAGUAAGGAGUUUCUUACUGAUGAGAAUGAGAGAGCAUAUUCUUUCUGUGGAACAAUAGAGUACAUGGCUCCAGAUAUUGUAAGAGGAGGAGAUACAGGACAUGAUAAGGCUGUCGAUUGGUGGAGUGUUGGUGUUCUUAUGUACGAAUUGCUAACUGGAGCAUCACCCUUUACAGUUGAUGGAGAGAAGAAUUCUCAAGCUGAGAUUUCUAGGAGAAUAUUAAAAAGUGAGCCACCUUACCCACAAGAAAUGAGUGCACUGUCAAAGGAUAUCAUUCAGCGCCUUUUGAUGAAAGACCCCAAGAAGAGACUAGGUUGUGGUCCAACUGAUGCUGAUGAAAUCAAACAGCAUCCCUUUUUCCAGAAUAUAAAUUGGGAUGAUUUAGCUGCCAAAAAAGUGCCAGCUCCAUUUAAACCAGUAAUCAGAGAUGAGUUGGAUGUCAGUAACUUUGCAGAAGAGUUUACAGAAAUGGACCCAACAUAUUCUCCUGCAGCAACCCCUCAGACUUCAGAAAAAAUAUUUCAGGGCUAUUCUUUCGUUGCACCUUCUAUUUUGUUUAAACGCAAUGCAGCUACAGUAGAUCCUGUUCAGUUUUAUGUGGGGGAUGAGCGGCCUGGAACUACAACUAUUGCCAGAAGUGCUAUGAUGAAGGACUCUCCAUUUUUUCAACAUUAUGAACUGGAUCUGAAAGAGAAACCAUUGGGAGAAGGAAGUUUUUCCAUUUGUCGAAAGUGCUUACACAAGAAAACUAGCCAGGAGUAUGCAGUAAAAAUAAUUAGCAAAAGGAUGGAAGCGAACACCCAGAGAGAAAUAACAGCUCUGAAACUCUGCGAAGGACACCCCAACGUAGUGAAGUUGCAUGAAGUUUAUCAUGACCAGCUUCACACUUUUCUAGUAAUGGAAUUACUGAAAGGAGGAGAAUUGCUUGAACGUAUUCAGAAGAAGCAGCAUUUCAGUGAGACAGAAGCCAGUCAUAUAAUGCGCAGACUUGUUUCAGCAGUGAGCCACAUGCAUGAUGUAGGAGUAGUCCAUAGAGAUCUGAAACCUGAGAAUUUGUUGUUUACAGAUGAAACUGAUAAUUCAGAAAUAAAAAUCAUUGAUUUUGGCUUUGCUCGUUUAAAACCACCUGACAAUCAGCCUCUUAAGACUCCAUGUUUUACUCUGCAUUAUGCUGCCCCAGAGCUCUUUAAUCACAAUGGUUAUGAUGAAUCCUGUGAUCUCUGGAGUUUGGGAGUCAUUCUGUAUACGAUGUUAUCAGGACAGGUACCAUUUCAAUCUCAAGACAAAAGUUUAACAUGUACGAGUGCAUUGGAAAUUAUGAAAAAAAUUAAAAAGGGAGAAUUUUCCUUUGAAGGGGAAGCUUGGAAAAAUGUUUCUGAAGAGGCCAAGGAGUUAAUUCAAGGACUUCUGACAGUGGAUCCAAACAAAAGAAUUAAGAUGUCCAGUCUGAGAUACAACGAAUGGCUUCAGGAUGGCAGCCAGCUGUCAUCUAACCCUCUAAUGACUCCUGAUAACUUGGGUUCUUCAGGUGCUGCAGUGCAUACAUAUGUCAAAGCCACUUUUCAUGCCUUUAACAAGUACAAAAGGGAAGGAUUUUGUCUCCAGAAUGUUGACAAGGCACCUCUUGCAAAGAGAAGGAAAAUGAAAAAGACGAGUACAAGCACAGAGACACGUAGCAGCUCCAGUGAAAGUUCACAUUCUUCUUCCUCUCAUUCUCAUGGUAAAACUACACCUACAAAGACACUGCAGCCAACAAACCCCACAGACAGCAAUAACCCAGAAACUAUCUUCCAGUUCUCUGACUGAAAAGCAGAGAAUAUUUUGUCUUGAAGAUUUGCGUGGUUAUAAACUGGGCAGUACCGUUGUCUUCUCCUACCCUUCCUCCCUGUGGCUUACAGGGUACAGAAAUAUGUCCGCUGCUUUAAUAAUGUAUUUCAGUCAUACCUUUUUAGCUUCAUAUUUCAAUACAUUUCUUUUUAGCAUUAAGUUUGGUAUCACUGGAUAUGGUAUAAUACUACUUUACAACCAACAUUAUAUUCACUUGGGAUAAAUUACUAGUCUGCAGUCAAGCUCCUCAUAGUAAGGAGCUAUUCUGCCCUUGGUACAGCUUGGAGGAAAGCUGUUUCUCAGCAUCAGAAUCUUCCUCCCAGUUUCCUCUCCGCUAUUAAAAGAAAGGAAAGCUCUGUAAAACAUAGAACUCUUGAAUCUUCUGCUUAUGUCCAGCUAUGUGAAGAAUCUCAUAGCAUUUGAUUCUUCCUGUACAUAAGGAAUGAUUGGUACAAUCCACCAAAGAAGUGAAGUACGCAAAGGCCUCUUAAAUUUGUGGUUACAUUCUAUGCCAUUUAUUUGAAUUUUAAGAACAAAAUGAAGUGUUACGCAACUCUUAGGUUGCUUUAAAAAGUCGCUCCACAUAUCUUGUUUUAAACAAUUGAGAAUAUGUCUUAGAUUUUUUUUAUUUAUUUAAUUUUUUAGAAAACAUCUAGAGUAAAAGAUGUCUGAUAAGGUGACGUGUCUAGUACUGUGAUACAGUAAUUUUUAUUUCUACUUUUUGAAGUUAAUAACUUUUAAAAUGUUUUACAGAUUCUAAAACAUGAUAUUACAGAAAGUGAAAUUUCAUAUUGAAUGUUUGAAAAAUGGUCACGCGUUAAAAUAUCUAUUUCAAGAAUUAACUAUAAUUUAUAUUUUCUUUUUAUAUUUACACAAGAACUUUAAAAUACUGAGAUUUUUUUAAAGAUGCAAAAACUCCAGUUUCAGCAUUUGUUAUUAUAGGGUCCAUACAAAUAUAUACCGAGUUAUUUGAAUUUUGCAUUGUGCAAAUACAUCAGUAUAAUAGUGACUGUAAAAUAUUAGAAUAUAUGUUUUCUUCUUUGCACUUUAUAACAUCAAAAUGAGAUGUUUUAUAAUAAAGUGCACUCAGAUUUCUCUUCCUUACAAGGUGCUGAGCACUGUUUUAUUGGAUUGAGUGACCUGAAAUCCACGUUAUGUGGUGGUUGUGGUCAUUGUGAAGGAGAAUUCUGUACUUUGCAGGCGUGAAUCCCUGUAUAUUAUCCGCUGUUUCCAUUCCUUACUUAAAACUGCAAAACUCUUUCUAUUCUGCUUUUACAUUGUAUAUAACAAAUACUAGACCUGGGCACCUUGUGUGUAGUGUAGAUGUUAACAACUUAUGCACUGGGAAUACUAAAGGGAAAUUAUAUUGAACACUGUGCUUCACAACUUAUUCACUGUGGUGUUCUACAGUGAAGUAUUUCCUACUGUGAUAGUAUAGUAUGUACAUAACUGUUUGGAAUCAUAAAUGUGACUUACAGAAACAUCAGCAUAAACUUUUAAAUCAGCAUAUUUUAUAAAUUUAUGGAGAGCUCUUUUACUGCUCGUAUUCUCCAUGUCUAGAGACAACUCCAGUUUUGCAAAUGCUUAGGUGUGUAAGUUUCCACUAAAGUCAGAGCAAGUCAUUGUGUAAAGUCAAUUAAACGCCUAAAUUUCUGUGAUAGUAGAAUAAUUGACGUGAGGAAUUUGUUAACAGCUUAUUCUACUCUCGAGCAAACUUAAUCCAAACCCUAUGCAAAAAAAAAAAAAAAAGAUAUAGGAAUUGUUUAUAUCAGUGGUUUUAUUUAUAGAAUUACAUCAGAUAUCAGUAUUGACAAAUACAAUACAUCCAUGUUUACAGGGAUUGUGUGUAUCAAAACAAGGCUUUGAAGCCCAACUUGUUUGUUCUGUGUUUCUUUAAUAUUAAUAAUGGCAUUCUGAGGUUUUGGAAUUGCUCAUGUGAAAUAGUUUACUACUUUCUUGAUGUGAAUGUCAACAGUAAUUGCAGCAUUAAUUUCAGGUUGAUGUGAAUAUUGAGAUUUGCACUGUUUAUGUAGAGGUAGAAUAUUUAAAGAUCAGUAUAUGUGCUAAUAACACAACCGAUUUUAAGUGGCUGAUGUUAAAAUAUUGAAAAAUAAUUGUCAAUGUAAUAUAUUCUGAUUUGCUUUCUGAAUGCUCUCUUUGGAAGUGAUCUCAAUAGUGAAAAUGGCUCAUUUGUAAAAGAAUACUUUCCCUCUCCCCAAUAAACUUGCUGUAAAUACAAAAAUAACAAUCCACAAUUAAUACUUAUUGUGUAGACAGUACAAGUAAAUUGAGGGAGGGAGGUUGUUCUUAAAUUUUAUACCUUAAGGAGUUCUUGGAAUUUAUUGUCUUCAUAGUGAGGAAAACAAAAAAGCAAUUUUGGGUUUGCUUUCUUUCAAGAGUAACAAAAAAUCUUUUGGAUACCAAACAUUGUGACCCUUGUGAAAUAACUUUUUUAAAGUUAGAAGCAUCAUACAUUUGUUUCUCUCUUGGGAAAUUUAAGCUGAUGCCUGACAAACUGAUGAAACGAGAAAAAGAAGAUUCAUACAAGAAACUCUAUGCUGCAGAUGAUGGCUGCGUUGUCUGGUGUUGGUUUUUUGGUUUUUUUUUUCACACAGGUUUUGUGAGAUUGUUGUGAAUCUGAAAUUAUUAGAGUAGAUCACUUGCAUCAAAUACAACUUUUACUCGAUAAUAUUUCUCUUUCUUCUUUGUGCUCUAACAGUAGUUAUUUAAUAAAAAAUUAACAACAGGAUGUUUUUUUGGUCUGGGUAAGUACUCUUAGCUGUUGAUUUGCAUUUGCUUUGAACCGGUUACCUGGGAUAGCUGACAUAUUAUCACCUCUGACUUUCUACUGCCUCCAGGUAACAGAUCUCUUGUAUUGGACACUAAGCUGCUUGGGUUUAUAGAUAGGCAUCUUUAUAUAAGCAACUUCUGUUUACACUGAUAAAACUGGAUUUGCAAUCUAGGCAGCUCAAGAGUGGGUUCACUUUUUGUUCCGAUGCAGGAGGCUAUUUACUCAUGGCAGAAAGAUGUUCUGUCUCAGCUUCAUCUGUUGCCCAGCCUGGCACUCAAGGUGUAUGAUAAACAUGGACCAAAUUUUUAAUACUCAUACCACUAUUUCAAAUCUGAAAUAUACAAGCUAAUCUUGAUUAUUACUUAAAGUACUUGUUAUUGCCAUCUUAAAGAGGUGUUAGACUGUAAAUUGUUUAUACUCAAAUUUCAUUUACGGUGCUGCUAUGAGUCAAACAACCUUAAUGUCUAGUAAUGAUCUUUCUUUACUAUUAUCGUAUGUGACACAGUGGGCAAUGUCGUGGGCAGAUUUCUUUGAAAGAUCAAAUUUUUUAUCAGUAAAGAUGUUUAUAUUAAUCUUAAAUGUACUAGCUACUAUGUUGGUAAAGCUAUUUCUUUGUAAUAUUUCUUGAAAUGCAGAUAUUAAUGAUGAUAAAGGUUUUAGAGGAAUACAAAAAAGGUAAUAUCUUUACUGUUCCUCUGACUUAGUGAAGUUUCUACCCUUUUCAUAAGGAAAAGCAAGUGAAAUGUUUGUUUCUUAGUAGAAUGAUCUGUGCAUUUGGCAUUUGUAUUGUUUACUGCUACAGAAAAUAUCUUGAUUAAAAUACUGUAUUACAGUUUUGAGAGAGCAAAAAAAUACAGUAUUGCAUCAGAAUGAUUCGAAACUUGUGAGUUGGCAUUGCUGAUGUAUGUAUUUUCUCUGUGCUUUUCCAUGGCUACUUUUUGGAGCAAAAUAACGAUACCUGCACAGCCAUGUUCCCCAGUGCUCAUCCAGGAGCAGAAUGCUGUCUUGGUUAAAAAAAAAUAAAAAACAAUCAUGUGACUCUCUCAUACGUUUUGUUAGUUCUGAUGAAGUGUUGUAGAAGUCUGUUACGUUUUCAGUAUGCGCAUGUAUUAUGUGCGUGUGUGUGUAGAUUCAUGCUGUAUUGCACAAGUCUAGGCCUCCAUUGAAAGUAAUGGGCCUUUUUUAAGAGAACCUUUACUUAACUUUACUUACUGUGUGAAUUCUUGACUCAUACAGAUUCAGAGGAGCAGACAAGGUGGCUGCUGCAGAAGAGGAAGAAGGUUAAGGGAAAUCAAUAAUGAGAAGCUUCAGGUGACUUUUUUUUUUUUGUUAUUCAUUAGGUAUAAUUCCAGGUAUUUUUAUAACAAGUCUUGCUGUUUUCAUUCUUUUUCCCCAUAUACAACAGUCUUUCACUACACUGAAUUUUACAUUGCAGAACAUUGCAUUUCCUUUCUUCAGGAAAUAGCAUGCUUCUGCUGUAGAAGUGUCUUAUCUUUUACCUGUCAGAAAUGCUCCUGAGUUAGCUCCUUUGACCCACAGGGCACUGGAGUAUGUAAAAAUAAUAAUGCAGAGCUGUUGGCUAGCUCUUGCUCACUCUCUGUCAUUUUUAUGUAUCACUUUUUCAAUACAUACUGGGAGUUCAGUGCACCUAUAUAGGAAAGAAGAUCUAGGAAUCAGGAUGAUUCCAGUGCUGUGUACUAGGACAGAAAGUAGUCAUGUUCUUAAUCACUUAAACCAGUGGGAGCAGUCUUGUCUGUUGUGCCUGGAUGCAGCAAGAGCAGAGAAAUGUAGGACACCUGGAAUUACGUGAAUUUGAAUAAAACACUUUUUUUUUUAUGGUAUUCAUGUUCUUUUUGGUGGAAAGGAAAAUUCCAAAUUUCUUGGGAGUCAAUGGUUAGUGAGAUGGGAUGGUACAGACUGGUUUGGCAGCCUCCUGUCACCCCCAGGGCUGCUUCUGAUCCUUCUGGCCCCCAGCUCUGGUCUUUUCCAGGUAUAGGUGUUAUCACCUCUCAGCCAGUCUGUGUUCUAUCAACUUAACUGAGACAUCUUGGCAAAUGGAUAAUAAAAGGGAUUGAUUAAUUCUGAAGUAGCAAUGAAACACUGCAAAACUUAAUACGUUGCUACAUUUUUUGAAAGCUAAUAUUCUGUUGAAAUGUAGAAAGGAGUCCCUGCUAUUUGCACGUGUUGGCAACUAAUCUGGCUGUAUCAAAAAAUAAAAUUAAAAAAAAAAAAUCCUACAGAGGUAUGCUAACUUCUUUUGAAACGCUAAUAAUAAAGCCAAGAAAAGCAGAGCUCUUCAAUUGCUUAGGAGCAGUUCAAAAACCUGUCAUGGACGAAAUUACAAGCUGAUUGCAAGCUUGCUACAUUUUUCUCAAUACAAACAUAAUUUUACUCUUGUCAACAAACAAAACUUCAUCAAAUCUUAAAAUUGGGAUCUCAUUUAUGUUUGUUUGAUUUUCUUUUUUUUUUUUUUGGUGGUGUUAUUCUUUUAAAAUGCAUAAUUCUCUUGGUAUGAGUGUGACAGAAGACUUAUUUUCAUGAGGAAGAGGAAAAUCUAAGGUUUUGGGAUAAGGCCUUGUGAACAAACAAAAGAAUUCUACUGGGAAAGGUAAUCCCUGUUCUUAGCUGGUUUAGUUUUACAUAGGUAUACAUUACUUAUAUUUGCUGAUCAUAACAAAAUCUACCUUAGUACCUUUCGUAUCAGUUAUGAGUGUAAUUUUGUGUUUGACACUUUUCAGGUAAGCGAAAGUAUCUUUCAUGUAUAAAGCAGUUGUUGUAAUUAUGGCAAAGUGAGAAGAAUGGAGGAAAAAACAGUCUGCAGACUGUGAUGCGAAAAAAGGACAGUGCUGAAGGUUUGCUCCAAGUGAUGUUUACAAGUGACAUGGGAAUCAGAGUACCAGUGUAUGGUCUGAAGGAAUGUACUCAUAAUUAAGUCUUUAUCCUAUUUUCUUUUGAAAUGAAUGUAUUGUGAGGAAGAGAAACUAAAUUAAUUCACAUAAGUAGUGAGUACCUCAAAGCUUUUCUCUCGUGUCUCCUUAGUGAUUUCUCCUUCUUUGAAUAUGUAGCUCAGCUAUACAUAAUAGUUACUCUCUUGAAGCUAUGCAUACUUGAGGGAACAAGAUUCCACUGUAAGUUCAUUGUACAGUGAUCGUGUAAAUCAGAACUCAAGGUGCUAUAUCCCUGCUGCUGUAAAGGUCAAGUGUUAAUACUGUUCCGUAUAGUAUAUGCUGCUACAUCAGGCCACUUGGUUUGAUUUGUCAGACUGGAAGGAAAACUUCAGGUCUGUUUUAAGAGAACACCGAAGUGAGACAGAACAAGCCUUUAAUCGUAACUUACAUCUGUAUUGCAAAUGUGAAUAAUAAAAGUUUGGCUUUGGCUUUCAACCUUGGCAGUCUAAUCAUUGAGGUGCUAGUGCAGCAAAUUUUGUUGCUUCCAGAUGUCAUAGGAUCGCCAAGGUUGGAAAAGACCUCUGAGAUCAUCCAGUCCUUAUUGCACUUAUCUCUUUCACUUGUAGAGAAGAGAAUCUGCAAUAUUGUUUUUUAUUAGUCUUUUACCAGAAUCCCAGUAGAAUAGAUCCUCCAUAAUUUCUACCUUUACCUUUGAAGUUGUAGAUGCAGGAAUACAUUAGUGAGGAAUUCUGACAGCUAGUUACAAAGGAGCAGGCUGUGUUAAUUUGCACUAAGUGGAACAGGACGUGCUGUUUCUUGUUUCAGUGUGGGCAGGGAGGGAGAAGAGGCAAAGAAAUGCAAGGAAGGAGUAUUGAGCUCAUAAUUUACAGGACAUUCUGAUUUCACAGAACUGUUUUUGAAGAAUGUACCCAAGAUCUUUCCAAACUUAAAUUCUUUGAGGAAAAGAAUACUUACCUAUCAACAUUUUUCUUGGAGGGGAAUGGUGCCAUUUUCAAGCUUCUGAGGCACCAAUACAUGCAUAUCCAGUCUUGAUUUCCUUAACUCAUUUUAUGCCAUUUUUCAACAGAUUAGAAUGAAGUGCUUAUCUCUAAAAUUCUUGGUCAUGUCAACAAAAUGCAAAACUUUGCAGCAGAAUUUUACCAAAAAGGAAGCUGAAGAAUUUUAAUAAUUUAUUUUACCCAGCUUUGGGAUAUUCAGGAAAUGAAAUGAGGAUUUGUUUGGGUUUUUUUUGGCUUUUUUUUUUUUUUUUUUGAAUGUGGUCAAAACUAGCAGAGGUGUUGAUCAUUCUGUGAGUGCAAUAAUGGAAGAAAUACAAGCUGUUUGCUAGAAGACUUCUCAGAAGUCAUCAGAUUUCUGCAGAUCCAGGUGCCGGCUGAAUGCUCUUGUCUCUAGAGCUGUUAAAGUCUAACCAGGCUGAUGCAGAGGAUGGUAAGCUCAGCCUGUUGUCCUGCCUGUCAGAAUCAUUGGCUUAUGAAAAUCAAUUGGUGGAGCUUCUCCCUUAAGAUGCACUUCCCUUUAUGUGCCAGUCUUACCUACCACCAAGGAAUGAACAGCAGCUUUUAGUGGAUCAGGUCCUUUGUCUGUGUUAGAAUGAUAACCCGUAGUAUACAUUUUGAUCUUCAGUCACUCCAUUUUCUUCUCCAGGUCAUGGUGUUCAGACAUAGGAGAACAGUUUUUUGUUGCCUUAAAUUGUGUCAGCAGCCACUGUGGUGGCGUCAAAGUUAGUGCAAGGCAAUUUAAAGAAGUACAUCAUGUCAUUAUGAACAAUUCAACCUUAGUUUCCCUUCGGAGACGUUCUUCGAACUGUGCACAGCAUAAAGCAGCAGUACAGGUAUUCUCCUGGAUAGCUGGUGGUCUUGCAUGCCUGUUGUUCCACUGACUCUUAAAGUCAUGCUGGUAAAAGUCAUGCUUUUUUAACUUUUUGUGAAAAAGAGUUAAAAAUUAAACUGAGCACAUGAAUUUUAUGCACAUGGUACGUGCAUGAAUCCAGCUCUGUAGGUAGUAACCUAAGAUGUCUACUGUUAGCUACCUUAUGCACUACUUCUAUGGCAGGAGGGAGAAGUAUCCGAACAACUUUCUAGAAUAGACUGAUAGCAUUUGUAAUAGCUCAGACUAUCCAAUCUCUAGCACUGUCAGGAGCUUGGAGGAAAAAAAAAAGUAUGAAUAUGCCUAUGGUGUUAUGCUAUCAGUAUAUUUAAAAACAACAGAAAGCAAAACACACACUCUUCCAGGAUACAUGUGGGCUAAGUAUGUUAUGCAGUUUGGGGUUUUUUAAGGGAGCAAAAAAUACUCAUUACCCUGUUCUAUUCUUUUCAUGAACUUCCUGUUUAUGUUAACCCUUUUAAUUCAAUUUCUUCUGGUCUUUCUAGCUUAAGAUGCACUGAUCAAUGAAUAUUUUUCUUCAAGCAACUGUUACAUUUGCUAAAUGGAAUGAAGAAUUUUAGAAGUCCAAAAAGAACAAUUUUAAAAGUACAAAAAAAAAAAUCAUUUACCUUAUAAUGAGUGACAACCUAAAAGGAUAGGCUCAAAUAACACCUUCGUACCUGAAGUAUGCUGGAGUCAGAUUUGGCUGGCUGAUUUGACUUCUACACUUUGAAGUAGGGUUGAGUUGGAAGCAGAAGCAAUAGAUAUUUGCUGUGUCCUAUGGAUGUGAAACUUAAGGUGUUUUUUUUUUAAGAACCUGUACUUUGACCCAACUGAAGUGCUGAAAGGUUGAAAACUGGCAGUUGUUCCCUAGAAACUUCAUUCAUUAAUUGUCUUUGUGAUCUGAAGAUAGAAAGUUAAAGCCCACAGAAUGCGUAGUUCGUAUCUUUCACUAAUGAACUGUAGUCACAGUAACGCUUUUUAUGCUUGCUUUUAUCAAUCUGUCUAAUAUAUUCUGUUCCCAUGUGCACCGAUAGGUAGAAUGAUGUCCAGGGCAAUGGAGCAGACUCACAAUUACCCAUUCUCUGGCUUCACACAAAGGCUAGACCUUUCAGAGACUUCUUUGAUCAUGUUAACAUCUGUUAGUGUAUAUUAAAUAAGCUAUGCAUCAGUCCUGAUCAUUCCCUGACAAGAUUCAGUGCAACUUCUUGUAGGAAGGAGCUACUACAUAAUGCAGUACACGAAAAGGGAAAAUUGUGAUAUCUGGGGAAUCUCAGAAGAUGCGGGCAAAAUUUGGCUUUCUGCUAAAAAUUACAAGCGUUAAGCAAUAAAAAUGUGAAAGGUUGAGUAGGCUGAGAUAUAUGUUGCAGUGUGUGAAGCUGACUGAAUAUAGCUAGAACAUAGGAAAUGCCCUGCUGAGUCAAACUACUGAGAUCAGAAAUGCAUGCAGCACCCAAGCUAUGGAUGUGCCACAGUUUGCAGAACUGCAGCAGAAUGAUGUCCACUGCUUUGCUCUCAGUACCCUUCUGGUGUUGACAGGCAUUUUGUAGGCUGCCAGUGCACAAUGCACCAGUGAUUUCGGGGAGCUGCUUAUGAUCUUAUUUGUGAUACACUGUGUAGAAAAGGUUGUCAAAAGUAAAUUCUUUUGUUGAGCAAAUAGCUUGUAUUUCACCAAUUCAUGUUAUUUUAAAGGCAUACAGUCCUGUUUUGGAGACACGAAGUUGAAGAAUCCACCACCUCUUUGAUAUUUAACCAAACAGUUAAAUCUCCCGAAAGCUUUAAAAACAGGUCUAUAUUUUUACAUACAUUUCUUUGUCACAAGUCUCCAAAUUUGAGUUCUCAUUCUCUCUGUUAAUCUAUUUGUAAGUGCUAUAUCAUAUAUACGUGAAGUUUUAGUUCCAAAAGCUAAUAGCAGUAUUUUGGUGGUUCUGCCAGUUGCUACAGUCAGAGGUAGACUGACUGGCCAGGUCUCCUAACUGCAAUGCAGAAAGGGCAGCCAGCACUUACUGAGUCCACAUAUUGCCAGCUCCUGCGUCCCUACCCAUCUGAAGUAUAGGUCUCUUGGAAUUUGCCCAGCUGAUUCUAGAAAGUCUCCUCCUCUCUCUGCAAAGAUCCUUGCCUUUGGAAAAUCAUGAUGUGAGUAAGCAUGGGUGUCAUUUUCCAGGUUUUUCCCCCUAGGGUCAUGUCAGGCUGCGUCUUACUGCUCUUCUGUCUUCCUUUUGUGUGACUCCAGCCUUCUCGUGGGCUGUCACUGGCAUUCCCCAAGCUAAUCAGAGGGAUGUGAUGAGACUGAAGGUGACAAUCCUUUGUUUUAGGACUACUAUGUACAAAACUUUAAGACUUCCCUCCAGUUAUUAACAUUAAUGGGGGGAAAAAAAAGCCAAAGCGAUUUGCUCCAGUUUUCUUCUUUUCAAACACAGAAUAAUAUUUGCUGAGAACACACCACGUUUGUCCUUCCUGUACCAAUGAACAAGUGAGGCUGCUGGCAUUUUGCCAUGGUUUCAUCCCCAGAAGCUGUUAAUCCGCGUGGAUUCCUCUGAUGUAUUUAGUUUUCCAUACCCACUUGUUGUAAUGCUCACAGCACGGAGCAUUCUCCAUGUACGUUUUACACUUAAGCUACUGCUUCGGUAACUCAGAAAUUAUAUGUGGUUUUUAACUCCCUCUAGUGGUGUAACGCUGCAGUUUGCAAGUUGUUUACCUGCUAAUGCAGUAGCAAAGACUGAGUUUGAAUGCAGUCUGACACUAGAUCCUUAACGUUUAACUGUCGUUGUUUUUCCAGAUGUAUUUAAAUAGCAAUGUGGAAAAUAAUGAUACUUAUUAAUAAUAUGCAUAUUUUUUAUUACUUGUGAAUAGCUGGGACACACUGCAAAACGAAUUACCAGAAAUUCAAAGCUUUUCUUCCAUGUAAUAAUAACAUACGUUUAAAAGGGUUGAAUUUAGGAACUGAAGAAAGGCUGUAAAGCCAACUGCUGCACUAUGCUUGCUACAUCAGUAAUGCUAAUGCCAAAAGCACAUGAUCUUCGUCUUCGCUUAAAGUGGGUGCAGAAGCGCCAUUUGAAACACCAAUUAUAUGAAGACAGUCAUUCCUGUAGAGAUGGAAAUUGAUCUUGGAACAAAACCUAAGUGUGAUUUGAGCCAGUAAUGUAAUGAAAUCGAGCAACUUCACAGUAAUACUAAUGAGCUGCUCCUUUGGCUUUCCUAGCUGAAGAGAUUUUAUUCAGAUUCACAAAGAGCUUCAUGUUUACUGAAAUACAGUCUCCCAGUUCCCUAGGAUGUAAUAUGUAUCUUACUUUUACUUCAAUAAAUAGCUUAAGGUACAAGGUGUAUAUUCUGUGCUGGAUGGAACCAAAUUAACUGAAAAGCAGUGAGAUAACAGAAGUUUAACAAGGUUAGCUUUUUUUUCUAAAACCACAUUUAUUUCAUUCAAUGUACUUCUAUUCUGGCCACUUCUUGCAUAAAUGAGUCAAAAGAAUAGGAAAACAUCUUUACGUUUAAACCCAUGUUUAGAGCUUACCUGGCCUUUCCCUGAACUUGGAAGUGGCUAAAGCAUGCCUCUUAAAUCCUUAGACCUUUCAAGAAGGCUGGAAAGUUUCGUAUUGGCACAAUAGAUGUGAGAAAAAGCUAACUUUGUUCCCAUUUUGCUUCAUGUUAGUCACUAAGUGUUUAGAAUAGCAACUUUACUGGCAGUGUAGUGGUGUAACCCUAAUAAUACAUUUGUGGAACAAGUAAUUAAACUUGGAUAGAGAUGCAUCUAUUAAGCCUUGCAAUAGUGAAGUACUUUUUUCUUUUUUUUUUUUUAAGCCAUGUUUCUCAUGGUUCUUUGUGUGAAUUUAUGUUUGUGAUGCAGAGGAUAUUUUAUAACAAAUGUUAUGACAGGUUUAAAAUACAGUAAGAACCAUUUGUCUAAACAGUGCGAUUUUUAAAAUGCAGUGCUUAUUAAAUUAUAUUGUUGCCCUCUCAUUGCAAGUGCUGAUUCCCAUUUAGUAUGAAUGGCUGUGGAAAGGAGAUGUUCUGGAGUCUGACUUCUUAUCUUUUGUAGCACUAAUUAGUCGUUAAGCUUCAGAUUCAGCCUAUCAGUGCCAAUGACUGCUGCACUGUUUUUCAUUACAUACUAAAAAUAAGAAUCAACUGAUUUCAUAUAAUUGUGAAAAAUAAAUAUAUCUGAUUGUUAAGGCAUGCUUUCCUUUUCAGGUAUCAAUUAUAUACAAUAUAUCAAAUAUAUAAUUGAAAAAUGCAUUAUGUAAGAAAUCUGAAAGCAAUGAGCUAUGAAAUCAAAAGUUAUUGUGGAGUGGGAAAAAACGUGUCCUGGAUUUCUGGGUUUUCCUGAAUCUGUGUAUGAAUUUAACUUUCAAACAGCAUUAAGGGCUUUAUGGUUUACAAACUUAUGUACAUUCACAGAUGUAAUUAUUUUAUCUUUAAGAAAAUAAACUCAUAUAAAAAGCCUUGAAAUGUUGGAAUAUUUUGUUACAGCAUAUUUCAGUUUGUAUAUGUGACUGCAUUCCUUGCUGUGAUGCGUAGUGGAAGGCAAGUUGCAUGUGGUCAUGGACAUAGUCAAACUGUUGGUUUUGAGGAUGCUGUUAAUUCUUACUUUAGUAACCUUUAAAUUGCAGUUUGAUACUCCCAAAAAGGAACCAGGUGUCACUAUGAAAUAUUUUCUCUGACAGUUUUCGUAUGGACUUUACUAAAUUUCAUAGAGAUGACUGGCUGCAGUAGGCAUGGAGAACUGCAGUUAGCAUAACACUAUUAGUGAAACUAGGUAGCUGGAGAAAAAAAUGGCACUUUAUACUUGAGAAAAUGGUAUCUAAAUAGCAGUUGAAUUAGUUUUCUUUAAAAUACAAGUAACAUUUGAAUUGUACUCCGAUAACUUGCAAUACAAUAUGUUCAUUAUCUUAACAAAUUACUAUGUUAAUGUGGAGUGAAAAAUAAGAUGUUGGUGAAAUAAAGAUUUGUGUUGAGGAAAA
Messenger RNA from Gallus gallus (chicken), 14961 nucleotides. It is a transcript of the gene RPS6KA5, whose product is annotated as ribosomal protein S6 kinase A5. Gene Ontology annotation, molecular function: magnesium ion binding; ATP binding; protein serine/threonine kinase activity. The coding region runs from base 47 to 2416 and encodes 789 amino acids. The transcript has 17 exons. Lineage: Eukaryota; Metazoa; Chordata; Aves; Galliformes; Phasianidae. Gene Ontology annotation, biological process: protein phosphorylation; intracellular signal transduction; regulation of DNA-templated transcription. The record is from RefSeq and is marked validated.